AUGCUCGACAGAAUAAAAGAAGUUGUGGCGGUGGCAAAUAGCCCUGUGGCUGAUGUGGUGACCAAGAAACAAGCGUUGGAAUACCUCGAUCAGGUCAAAUCGGAAGCUGGCGCCCCACAGCUCUUUUUCAAUCUGUUAAGCGAUACUAACUCAGACGAAAUAACGAAAUUUUUUGCAUUACAGGCAUUGACAGAGGUUCUCAAUGCACCAGCUACUGCUCCUCAGCAAUUGGAGUUUAUCAAGAGCGCAGUGAUGGAGUUACUGCGAGAUAAAGUUACUAAUGACGCGCGAGAUCCUGAAUACGUGAGAAAUAAGAUUGCCGAGAUGACCACAGGUUUGUUCUACAGAAUGUAUGGUGAGACCAACAAUAACAUGUGGGGGAGUUUUUUCCAGGACAUCAUAGCAAUUUUAUGUAUAGAAUGUUUAAAGAAAGGACCAGCCCAAGAAUUCUCUCCAAUAGGUUUAGAUUACUUUAAUAGAAUCUGUGGAACCAUAAACUCAGAGAUUGCGGAUCAAACGUUUGCCCGAUCCAGGGAAGCCCAGUUGAAGAAUAACAGUCUGAAAGAUUCUAUGAGAGUUCAAGAUGUGGAAAUAAUGACGACAAUUUGGUUGAACUCAUUGAAAAGUAUUGAACCACAGCAGCAACGCGAACUUGCUGUACUGACAUUAUCUUGCAUCGGUUCGUAUAUCUCCUGGAUUGAUGUUAAUUUAGUCGUCAACGAUGUCUACAUUUCGGUCAUUUAUGGAUAUCUGGAUUUCACAGCUACAAAAAUUGCAUGCGCCCAAUGCCUAUGUGAGAUAAUCUCCAAGAAGAUGAAACCCUUCGAUAAGCUGACUUUGCUCAGAAUGCUUAAUUUAACAGAUAAAGUUACGUCAAUUGAACACGACGACCUGGAGGUUUACGAACAGAUGGCCAGAUUGACGAAUGCGAUUGCGCUGGAACUCGCUAAAAUAUUUGAAACCUGCAUUGCUUCUGAACCUACAGCUGAAACCGAGGAGGUGGCUAAAACUGCAGAUAUGCAAAUAAUCAAUCAAGAGGCACCAUUACUACUGAAAUUCAUGGAGCAUGAGUACGAUACUGUGUCCCAACAAUGCUUUCCCUUCAUAUCACAAUAUCUGGCCGUGUUGAAGAAACAAUUUGCAUUGGGCGGUAAGCCCGGAUCCGCAGUGCAUAUGAACUCCAAAAGACUUCCACUUGAUGCUGCACAUCAGGACUUUUUGGCUUCACUGCUAGCAGUAGGUUUUAAGAAAAUGAGAAUAGAUGAUUCCAGCAAUGAGGAUUCUGAGGAUGAGAUUGAUGAGUUUAACGACACAGUAAGGUCGAAGUUAAAGGUCUUCCAAGAUAGCAUCGCUGUCAUUAGUCCUGCGCUUUAUCUGGAAAGCAUCUCCAACCACAUUCAAACCGAAUUGGCUGGCCCUGAUUGGAGAGACUUAGAACUUGCUAUCUACCAAAUGCAUAACCUGAGCGAAAGCAUACGAAAUAAUUUAUUUGGUAUGAGCAAAUCAGAGAUUAACGGGUCUCAAGCCACUAUGAUUAUGUCAAAAUUCAUGAGUCUUUUACUAGGGAGUUCCACCGUUUUUCAAAUGGAUGUUCCUUUUGUGCAGAUACUCUUCUUUGAGUUGGUUGUCAGACACUACCAGUUUCUGAAUUCGGAUGACAAGAAUGAAAUUGCAUUACUGAACAUUUUUUGCAGUUCUUUUGGAAUGUUCAACAAGAGGGAGAAAGUCCGCUUAAGGACUUGGUAUCUAUUCACAAGACUCAUUAAGAUCACAAAGCCAAAGUUGACGGUCGAAAUAUUAUCACAAAUUAUUGGCAAGAUCUCCGCCCUAUUAAGCGUGAAAGUCAUGGUUAACAACCAAGAGGGCAUAGAGGAAGAUGCAACGUUCGACAGUCAGCUAUACCUUUUUGAAGGCAUAGGCCUGCUAAUUGGUGCAAAUUCGGACUGCAACUACGACAUAAUUGACGAAGUUUUGACGCCUCUAUUUACGGACUUAGAGGCAUGUAUUUCGGCCCAAACCCAAAAUCCUGCAACAGUUUUGCAGGCGCAUCAUCUUUUGAUGGCAAUCGGUACGCUAGCAAGAGGUGUCCACGGCGGCCUUGUGCCAGAGAACCAGGUCAAUAACUCACUUGUUAAUAAAAAACUCAUACAACGGUCGCUGGUGGAAAAAUUCUCAAACAUUGCAGAGGUUGUCCUGGUAUCAUUUUCGUUCUUCAGUAAGCAUGAGAGUGUCAGAGAUGCCUCAAGAUUUACGUUUGCUCGCUUGACACCGGUUUUAAACAAUGAGAUUGUUCCGUACGCUAGCAAACUGAUUGUACUGUUUUUGGACUCAGACUUAACGACAGUAGAGAUGAACGAUUUUCUGGGAUUUCUGGGGCAAAUGAUUCACAUGUUCCAUACAGAGGAGGGUUGUUACCAACUAUUUGAUAAUCUGCUCGUGCCAGUUAUAAAUAAAGUGCAUGCUAGCAUGACUCAGAUUGAUAGUGAAGAAGCACUUGAGACUCCCGGAUGGCAUGCCAACGGUGGAAGCAACUCGAUGACUCGCCCUGGUAAAAACGUGGUCGUGACAAAUUCGUUUAGGGACAAAAUAUUACUAAAGAAGGCCUACUACGCUUUUUUGCAAUCUUUUGUGCACAACUCAGUCACCUCUCUGCUGCUCAGUGAAAGAAACAGGGGAAUCUUAUCCAUGAUCCUCGAAGAUCUAUUAACAUACAUGCCUCAAGAAGUGCAGGAGACAUCCACUAUCAAGCUAGCCCUCAACGUUCUCGCCAACCUGGUCAGAAGUUUUGGGUCUGGGAAAUGCACAGACGAAAAAGACACGCAUGCAGCCGAGAUCGAAAAGCUCGAGGGCCUCAAUGAGUUUCUUAUCACCAAGAUUGUGCCGCUCGUCUUUGAGAUUCCCUUCAAGCCUGAGAACAAGUUCAACAUCAAAGAUGGGAGCUGCCGAGUAGUAGCAUGCGAUCUAUCGAGACUCCUGAGAGAGAUAUAUUUGCAGAGCGGUGCUGCUGGCACCGCUGCCACCGAUAAUCCCUGUUUGAAGUACAUGAUUGAAGUCUAUUUUCCGCAGAUCCAGUUUCCUUCUGACAUGGGCCUGCAAUUUGCCCAGGCGCUGGCUACCUCGGAUGCAAAAUCCUUCGAAAAGUAUUACGUCGACCUCAUAGGUUCGCUCUCAAAUUGA
Messenger RNA from Torulaspora globosa, 3177 nucleotides. RefSeq names its product Ran GTPase-binding protein LOS1 (gene LOS1). Gene Ontology annotation, molecular function: small GTPase binding; tRNA binding. Bases 1 to 3177 code for a protein of 1058 amino acids. The record is from RefSeq and is a predicted model, not a curated record. NCBI's taxonomy places the organism in Eukaryota, Fungi, Ascomycota, Saccharomycetes, Saccharomycetales, Saccharomycetaceae. Gene Ontology annotation, cellular component: nuclear pore; cytoplasm; nuclear matrix. Gene Ontology annotation, biological process: tRNA re-export from nucleus. The transcript has a single exon.